This is a messenger RNA of Theobroma cacao (cacao), 966 nucleotides long. Lineage: Eukaryota; Viridiplantae; Streptophyta; Magnoliopsida; Malvales; Malvaceae. The record is from RefSeq and is a predicted model, not a curated record.
UCUAAUGGGCCAUUACAUUUCCAUUUUGGCCAAAUUUAAUUGCAGGAGGUACAAGACCGGUUAUGUCUGGCAAGACUUGAUGGAUGAUGAACUAAUCACCCCAAUCUCGGACAACGAAUAUGUCCUUAAAGGCUCCGAAAUCGUGCCCUCUACCCCAUUUGGUUAUUACCCUAUUCAUUUCCAUUUCAAUAUUUGAGACUGUGCUUAACAGUUGAAUAUUUGGGGCUCAUUAUACGUUUUCUUGGCACUGUAGAGCCUACUUCACAGGGUGAAAAGAGGGCCGUUGAGGUUGAAGAAAAGGACCCCCGGAACAAGCCGUUACCUAAGGAAGCAAUACAAGACAACUCAAGUUAUUUUUUGCCCGAAAUCUACCAAGAAUCACCUCAAUUUGCCUUGGACCUAGAGACGAAGCUUGACGACAAGUCUCACCAGACGCAGCAGGGCGACAAAGAUGAAGACCCAUCUUCCUUUUACUCCGCCAUGCAGAAUCAGAAGAACAAGAGAGGGGCGAAGACAAAAGACAAAAGCAAGGACAAUAACGUGGACAAAGUAAUGGAUAUUCCAAGUUGUUCAUCAUUUUCAUCGCCGCCAUUUUCACCGGCACUACCCUAUGCAAAAAGCAAGACCUAUUCGAGUGGAGCACGUCAGAAGCUUCGGAAUUUGUUGAGCUGUGGUGCCGUUGACACCGACGAUGCUGUGCUAAUCAUGCUUAAUCGAGCGGGAAAAAUCAAGCCUACCCAUUUCGACUAUUCCGGUGAUAAAAGCGUUAAGAUAAGUAAAGGAGACAAACUGGGUGGGUCUGCCAGGGUUAUUGGAACUCCAUGGAAUGAGCAACAACAGUUCAUUGCUCCAAGGAAAAGCUUUGACGAGGCCAAGGAUUGCAAGAAGAAGCAGAGGGCUGAAUUUGGUUGCUCGAAAGUGGUUUCGGCUGCAUGCAAGCCAGUGGGAGGGCCAACUUGCUCGUAA